GACUUCUCUUCAAGUCUUCUAGUCCAGUGAGUCACAAGCAGAAAAGAGUGUGGAAAUGUUCUCCUCCAGAAAUAAAAGGAAAUCUCUUUGGAUCUGCAGCUUUCCCUGGUGAGGGCUUUGUAGUCAGAGAUGUGGGUUCCAGAUAAAUCUGCGUCAACAUCUCUGUGAGGCAUUUCAAAUUGCAGUAUUUUACUGUUUCUGAACAAGAAGUUUUGAACAUUUUAGAUGUUUUGUGAUUCAGAGAUGGAUAGUGAACAUGAUCUGUUUCUGCAAGCAUUUUUGACUUACCUGCCAUCUUUACUGCAAAAAUCUUGUUUAUUUUACUCUUGUUUUGCAGUAAAACAAUAAUUAAAACAAUAUCCACUUAUUAUAAAUAAAAUUUAUUUUUAAACAUUUCCAAAUCAAUUCUCUAAAAUAAGUUAUAACUUUACACAGUUUUGCUUCUCAUGUAUAUUUUAAAGAUGGUACUGGAAAGCAACAAACGUGUUCAUUGACAUGUUUCUUUAAAAUUAAGCUUUAAAACAAACCUCUGUAUUAUUGUUUAAUUAAUAUUUAUUAGUAAUUUGAAGAUUUUUUUCAAACCUGUGUGACAUUUUUUGCUCUUAUAGGCCUCGCAUAUUACAUUAAAUGUCAUUCCACUGUAUUAAUUAUACAUAUUUUAUACCCCUGCAGCCCUGUGUUAAUCAAAGCCUGUGAGGCAGCAGUACAUCUAAAUAUCAUCUCCACACUGCUCUGAAACCUGCUGUCCUAUCAAGCUCACACAGGAGCAGGGAAGAGUUUGUCAUUGGCUAAAGCCAAAACACUUAUUAUUAAUAUUACAUUAUAUGAAAAAUAUAUAAUUGUCUAUUAUUAGACAAUUGGAAAAACAUAUUCAAGUUUCUCAAAAAAUACCAAUCUAAAGCAUAGUGUUAAAAUACAUUGUUCUAAAAUGUUUUUAGUUUCGGUUUAGUUUUCCACUGGCGCCUUUGCACCACUUUGUGGCCAGUUGAGGUAUUCCUACUUAAAAAAAAAAGCCUCUAACCUUAACAACUUGACCAUCUCUUUAUUAACUCUUCUCCUAUUUUCAAAUUUUGAAGACCUACAAAUAUUUAGCCCAGCUGCUGAAGUAUUUAAGUUUUUCCUUUGUAGUCAUGUGAGAAGAUUAAAAACAAGGUCACUGGUGGUAAUCGUACUGUAUUAGUUUCAGUUUAAAUAUGUUUCAGCCAUACUUUGUCAGAGGAAACAUGAGUCAUUGUGGUCAGCCGUGUGAUAAAUGUGACCCCCGUUUGUUGCAAGCCAUGUGGAUUUUUGAAGAUUCUGCAUGGUGGGCUUUUUGCUGUAAGUGCAGGUUUAAAGGCCUUUGAUACGUAAGCGUGGAAAUUCCCCUCUGUUGACGCGCGCUGUCUAUCGCUGGUGCCUUGUUGAGUGCAUCAGCGGAUAUAUUUUUAGUCACUCAACCCACUCUUAGGUUUGAGGGUUUUACAUUGAUGUGUCAUCACUGAAUGAUUGUAAAUCUAUAUCUUUCUGAAAUGCUAUUAUAGUUUUUUUUUUUUCUAAAUACAAUCUUCAGCCAUACUUUACAUGCUUUUCUCUAUUUAUUAAAAAUUUGUUUUUGAAAAACAACAACGGAUCCUCACUCUCCCAAAUGAACAUUGUGAUCUUUAAAGCUUUUGUUUUUGUUUUUUAGAAAAUAGCAAAAAGGAUACAAGCAGAGGAAGAGCUUUAUUUGAGACACAGGAGCACUUACCAAAAUAAAGAUGGUAGAGACUCAGCAAGAUACCUCUCCUCUUAGAAGGGACUGUCCUAUUGGAGAUUUCAUAGUAGCACAGGUUGCUCAAGAUGAGGAAAUUGCACGUUCCAUGCAGAAACAGGAGCUUAAGGCUAAACAGAGGUCUCGUGAGCUGGAACCUGUUCGAGAAUACUGGGAGAAUGAGAGAGCAACAUGUGACAGACAGAGGCACAGACUGGAUUCCGAAGGUCUUCAUUCCCCAUUUGAUGACUUCAUCCCAGACAAUCAACUCCCUAGUCAGAUUUUUGUGACAAUGCAACAGCAAGCCAUCAGAUAUAUUGCUAAAGAGCUGGACCCCACCUUUCAAAAGUAUUCAGCUGAAUCAGAACAAAUGAAUGGAGGUUUGAUUUAUUUACAUAACACAACAACUUCUAAUAUAUUUAUGCAAGGAAUAAAUAUAAAUUGUUCAUUUACAGGUUUAUGUCAAAAUCAAACAUCACAAAUAGGUUUGAACAGCCCCAUGGAAGAACCUACAUUUGUGCCCCCCACGAAACGACAGAGUGACAAACUGGGACGAGUAAAGCCCAAGGAGAAAAAGGAAAAUGCAAAACAGAAAGAGAACUGCAAGCAACAAUGAUGAUGGGCAUACAGUAUAAAAGUGUGAAAUCAACUGAAAUAAUGAAUUGAUAACCAAAUUAGUUUAAAGAAAUGCAUGCACGUCCUGGGAGUUUGGGGUUUUCCAGUCUUCUGCUUUCUCCAAGAGGGAUACUUUUUUAUUCAACAAAUCCACUUGAACUUGAAAAAAACAGGGACACUCCAUCCAGAUAAUGCUAUUACUACUAAACAUCUGUUUGUCAUGCCAUGCACUAUUAGUUUGUUUCAUUUUUAUUGACCUUCUGGUUAGAGGCUAGUGUCUCACCACAGAGGGAAAGCUCCCACUAGCGGUACUUGAUAUUACACUUUUGACUUCUGGGAAAACCUGAAGUGAUACUACGCUUUGAUGUUGGCACAUGGUUGAGUGAUCCUCAUUGGAGUUUUUCUACAUGACUCUUGAUCUCUUAAGAUAUUUAAUCAAGCAUUCUUUUUUAAUUCCUGUAUUCCCGGAACUAAACUAGUUUUAAUUUGCCCAAAGUGCUAUUUUAGUUUCUAAUGGUUGCCUUCAGUAUGUAAUAAUGUCUCUUAUUUGUAUAAAGUCCUGCUUUCACACUGUAAAAAAAAAAAAAAGUUUAGUAUUCUUAAUAUUAUUUGAAUAUUCACCGGUUUACGAGACUGACUCCUUCAGUCUCAAAGACUCCUUCUUUGCGGUGUACAUCAGCAUAGUCUGUAGAUAAAUGCCCUACAGUAGCUUUACCAAACUGGAGGAAACUUUAACUUUUAAACUUCCAUGUGUUUUCUUGUAUUUUGUACUGAUGCUGAGUGCUAAGAAUAUAUGUUAUCAUAUCUUUCUUGAUGUACAUCAAUAAGCACUUUUUACUUUUACAUUUAAUUUAGACUGUAGGCAGAGGUUAAGACUUUCCCUAAUACCAACAAAUUCAUGCAAAUCUCUGCGGGAAGCACCUUGAACAUCAAGUUCCACAGAGACCUCAUCUUCCCACAAAAUGAAACUGAAGGGAUUUUUUUUAAUUUUUAUUUACAAGAGGGAGAGCUGUCUUAUAAACUUGGUGUAGGGUUUUACAUAAAUGCAGUAGUGAUGCAUAAACUGACAUUAAACAGCUUGACUUUUUGUGGAAGUUAAAGACAAGUACCAUCGUCACAUUGCUCAACCACCAGCUGUUUUGUUUCAUCCUAACGGCCUCAGAAAA
This is a messenger RNA of Carassius gibelio (silver crucian carp), 3510 nucleotides long. RefSeq lists its product as uncharacterized. NCBI's taxonomy places the organism in Eukaryota, Metazoa, Chordata, Actinopteri, Cypriniformes, Cyprinidae. The record is from RefSeq and is a predicted model, not a curated record. The coding region runs from base 1737 to 2345 and encodes 202 amino acids. The transcript is spliced from 5 exons.